CUCAGCUACUUCGAACACAGAUGGUUAUAAUGGAGUCGCAGGUUACCCAAAUGCCCAGUCAAGAACAGAAGACGGCGCCAUCGCCAGAGGACAAAGCAAUAGCGCCCGUUCGUUCAGAUCCCGCCGGUUUGGUUAUGCAAGUCAUUGAUGUCUCAUAUGACGGCAAGCGAUCCAGAUCACCGCUUCAGCUGAACGACGAUAUCAAUGGCAUUGAGGCUGCCUUGCAAAACCUUCCACCGCACAAGGACGGCAUUGCGCGUGUGUUCGAUCUGUAUCCAAGGGGCAAAUGUCGUGACCAUAACGGCUGGCAGAGCAAUGUUUCUAAACACUUCAGAGAAGAGUACCCCGGAUUGCGGAUCACGCCCCGAUUAUUUCCUGAAAGCCGUAUCAAAAACGACCUCUGGAACAUUUCACGUCAGUGGGCCGGGAAUGCCGAGGGAACAGGCAUAUCCACAAAGACUUCUCUGAAGGUGGAUGGUAAAGAUUCCCUGAACACUGCAAGCUCAUUCCUAGUAUGCUACUACUAUGGUAUUAACAAGCUUCUGGUGAUCGUCAUCAAUGAACAACACCUUUUAGUGGGAACGGCUCCACCAGAGUAUACAUAUUUCGAUCGCAUCGCACCAGAGAAUAGGUUUAUAGCCAUGGCUAAUGGGAGUCGCGAUCGGCUCACCAAAUUACUCGUGCUGGACUUUCUGUCCUCAAGCGUCUAUCUUUCACCUGCAACUCAACUGGAAUUGUGGAGGAACCCUGGAAGUUUUUUCGAUCUUCCCACCUGGGAACAUUCAGCAGUGAUCGCGGGAGUCUCGAGCAUCACAGCUAACACAGUGGAAGUUUACAUCGACAGUCUAGCCUUGCGCGAGGUAGUCCUGCAAGAACUGCAAGAGCUCGCUGAAGCCAUCGACUUUGUGGUGGAAAGCCUCCGAAAGUAUUCCAACCCAAAGGAGAAGGCAUUCGCUACACAGCAGCGUGACAGCAGUAGCAGCAAUGCUGUUGACGAACGGAUGUUUAUCCUGCAGCAGAUGUGCUACCAGCGUCGAAAAAACGUCGAGAGAUCUAUUGAGCAACUGAAUCGUACAUUUGAAGCCAAGAGCAAGGCUUUGAAUAUCCAAGAAUCCGCGAGCGUGAGGCGACUCACCAUUCUUGCAACGAUCUUCCUACCCUUGUCACUGUCAACUUCGAUUCUCAGCAUGCAGUCGCGAUUCAAAGAGCUCCAUCUCAAGCUUUACGAUCUUGUGGGAGUCUUCGUGAUAAUAGGCACUGUGGCUGUCAUCAUUCUUCUUCUCGUUCGGGCCAUAACGGACAUCGCCUCGAGCGCGAUAUUUCGUGACUUGAGCAAUCCGAAUCGCAUUUGGGCCAGGCACGAAAAAUCGAUCUGGGGACUGCUUUCUGUGUUAGGAAGGAUAUGGUUCGCCUCGACAUGGGCCGUGCUGAUGGUCUCAUUUCUCUUCGGAAUGCUCAAGGACGUGAUGUUGGGAGUGAAGAUCCUAGGAUUCGGGUUCGUCGGUCUGCUAGGGUAUGCCAUUCUCGUCUGUGUUGUUAUAUUACAUAGAAUCUAUCUUCAGCUGGGCAAAUAG
This is a messenger RNA of Cladophialophora immunda, 1574 nucleotides long. RefSeq lists its product as uncharacterized. NCBI's taxonomy places the organism in Eukaryota, Fungi, Ascomycota, Eurotiomycetes, Chaetothyriales, Herpotrichiellaceae. The coding region runs from base 21 to 1574 and encodes 517 amino acids. The record is from RefSeq and is a predicted model, not a curated record. The transcript has 2 exons.